AUCUCGGUGCGCGGCCGUGUCACCGGGCCGCCCAGGAGAACUUCCGAAAGCAGAAAUCCAGGCAAAAGUUGAAGUGCUGCGGGGUCCUGGCAUUUUCUUUCCCUGGCUGGCUGUGUGAGUGAGAAACUCGCUGUAGGAGUUCCUUUACCACUUGCAUCAUUGAUGCAAACGGCCAGUGUUGGUUCUGCAGAAUGAAGCGCUUUACCCACAGCGGCGCCCCUACACGAGUGAGGACGAGGCCUGGAAGUCCUUCCUGGAAAACCCCCUCACCGCGGCCACCAAGGCGAUGAUGAGCAUCAACGGGGACGAGGACAGCGCGGCCGCGCUGGGCCUGCUCUAUGACUACUACAAGGUCCCCAGAGAGAGGAGGUCGUCAACAGCAAAGGCCGACCUGGAGCACCCGGAGGCGGACCCCAGCAAAAGAAACAGCAUACCGCAGGUCGCCGAGCAGCCCCUCGUCCCCGCUGGCGACAACAGGGUGCAGGUGCUGAAAAACAUGCCGUUCAACAUCGUCCUUCCCCACGGCAACCAGCUGGGGGUUGAUAAGAGAGGCCACCUAACAGUCCCUGAUACGACAGUCACCGUCUCCAUAGCGACGAUGCCUACCCACUCCAUCAAAACAGAAACGCAGUCCCACGGCUUUGCCGUGGGGAUCCCCCCGGCCGUGUACCACCCAGAGCCCGCCGAUCGCGUGCUGGUGUUUGACCGCAACCUGGCCACCGACCACUUCGGCUCUGGCGCUCAACCCCCAAACUCGCAGAGGCGAACUCCGGACUCCACCUUCUCGGAGACCUUCAAGGACGGCGUGCAGGAGGUUUUCUUCCCCUCGGACCUCAGUCUGCGGAUGCCUGGCAUGAAUUCAGAGGACUAUGUUUUUGACAAUGUUGCUGGGAACAACUUCGAAUAUACGCUGGAAGCCUCCAAGUCACUUCGCCAGAAGCCGGGAGACAGCACAAUGACAUACCUGAACAAAGGGCAGUUCUACCCGGUCACCCUGAAGGAAGUGAGCAGCAGCGAGGGGGUCCACCACCCCAUCAACAAAGUGCGGAGCGUGAUCAUGGUGGUGUUUGCGGAAGACAAGAGCAGGGAGGACCAGCUGAGGCACUGGAAGUACUGGCACUCUCGGCAGCACACGGCCAAACAAAGAUGCAUUGACAUCGCUGACUAUAAAGAAAGCUUCAACACCAUCAGUAACAUCGAGGAGAUCGCUUACAAUGCCAUUUCCUUCACUUGGGACAUUAACGAUGAAGCAAAGGUGUUCAUCUCCGUGAACUGCCUGAGCACAGACUUCUCCUCUCAGAAGGGCGUGAAGGGGCUGCCUCUCAACAUUCAGAUCGACACCUACAGUUACAACAACCGGAGCAACAAGCCCGUGCACCGGGCCUACUGCCAGAUCAAGGUCUUCUGUGACAAGGGAGCCGAACGGAAAAUCAGGGAUGAAGAGCGAAAACAGAGCAAAAGGAAAGGCAAGUGCACUGACCCCAGCUCCCAGUUGAACGCCUUCGCUGACGUCAAAGUGCCGCUGCUGCCCUCUCACAAGCGAAUGGACGUCACGGUCUUCAAGCCCUCUGUCGACCUGGACACCCAGCCUGUCCUCUUCAUUCCCGACGUGCACUUCGCCAACCUUCAGCGGGGGCCGCACGUCCUUCCCAUUGCCUCAGAAGAACUCGAGGGCGAAGGAUCAGGCUUGAAAAGGGGGCCCUUCGGGUCCGAAGAUGACUUUGUGAUCCCGACUCCCGCGAAGCUGGCCCGGACGGAGGAACCGAAGAGAGUGCUGCUGUACGUGCGGAAGGAGUCCGAGGAGGUCUUUGACGCCCUGAUGCUCAGGAGUCCGUCCCUGAAGGGCUUGGUGGAAGCUAUCUCCGACAAAUACGAGGUUCCCCAUGACAAGAUUGGGAAAAUAUUCAAGAAGUGUAAGAAAGGGAUCCUGGUCAACAUGGACGACAACAUCGUGAAGCAUUACUCCAACGAGGACACCUUCCAGCUGCAGGUGGAGGAGGUGGGCGGAUCCUACCGACUCACCCUCACGGAGAUCUGAGGCCGUCCCGGCCCCCGGGUACCCACAAGCUCAGCGAAGGUGCCACGUAGGUCCUGUUGUUUGCGCAGCCGUCGGGAUGCUGGUUAGCCACCUUCCCGGUACGCAGGUGCCACGGGCGCCGGUGGAAGGGUGUCCUUUCCACUGGGAGCCACGCCGGGCGCGGAGAUGGUGUUGAUCACGCUGCCCCGGCGGCUUGCAGACGACAGACCUCCACAGACUGUUACUACAUUUGAGUUUUCCGAUACAGCUGCUUAGGGUUAAAAGUGAAAACCUUGUUCCAACAUUUAACAGACUCUCUGGGAACCUGUAGGAUAUCUGCUGUUAUUUAUAAAACUAUUUUUUUAUCACAGGUUACAUUCAAUAUUAUUUUGUAUUGGUUUCAGGUGAAUAGCACAGUGGUCAGGCUGAGAAUAGGGGGCCACUCCCCCCUCCCGUGGUGGUGGGCCUGCGGGCCAGCGCCGGUCGGAAAGGGCGGUGGGCGUGGCUCUCACUCAGUGUGACCACCUGCCUCAGGUCAGUGGGAGUGGCCCCAAGAAGACAGGGUCCACCCUUUCUCCCUUAGCCUCCAUCACCACCCAAGUGUUUACUCAAAGACGGCAUGUUACUGAGUCUUCUUUUGCUACUGCUGCCUUAUGAAGAAUGUCAGUGGGUCACAGUGUGAAUUAGCUAAGCUGACGCUCGAGUGUACAUAAGUGCAAUACAUUUUGAAGGCCGGUGUCUGUAAAUGUGUACAUACACAUCCUCUACAUAGGUAAUAUAUGAGCACGGUGUCCGUGCACACAGUGAAGGGCCGCGGUGAGGACCACCUGGAGCCGUCGCCCAGGCGGAAGGUCAUUUUUGGCGGUGUGCCCCCAAGGCAGACCGAAACCCACCAGGUCACCUCCCUGCGGCAGCCGCCCUUCCGUCGCCUCACCACACCUUCCCCGGCGGCCGGGGGUUUGCUUUUGUGGGUGUCGCUUCUGGAUUUCUGCACUAACAAAUGAAGUAAAGGGAACACUGCUGCAAGGCGCGUGUGCCGUGUGUGCGGACACAGGGACACGGGCAAGUUACACACACCCGACGCAGCCCACAGCCACCGCACUGCAGGGGCGCGGCCCGCGGGGUCCCCGGCCGUCCCGCUGUGUGUCGGGGCCUCCACACCUUAACCGUCUGGUGUGCGGCACCUGCAGGAGGCGUGUGCGGGUUCGCGAGACUGGGCGCCAUGGCGGGGGGCCUUCUGUGCACGUGUUCCCACAGGUGACAUGCCAAAAAGCGCAGUCUUCUGACAUAAAUCACGGGUAUCUCAGGGUCAGGGUGCUGGUUUGGGAGAGUGGGGUUUGUAGCUACAGUCUGACGUUAGAAUAUUCUGAUGAAGUGUGUGAACUAAAUCGCUGGCUUUCUAAGAUGUGGGACACGGGUCAUAUAACAGCAUUUUCUAUUUUGUUUUAUGAGAUUGAUUUUGUUACUGUUUUUAACUGCAUCCUUGAAGAUGUAUUUUAAA
This is a messenger RNA of Artibeus jamaicensis (Jamaican fruit-eating bat), 3518 nucleotides long. RefSeq names its product grainyhead like transcription factor 1 (gene GRHL1). The transcript has 16 exons. The record is from RefSeq and is a predicted model, not a curated record. Gene Ontology annotation, biological process: regulation of transcription by RNA polymerase II. Gene Ontology annotation, cellular component: nucleus. Bases 287 to 2038 code for a protein of 583 amino acids. Gene Ontology annotation, molecular function: DNA-binding transcription activator activity, RNA polymerase II-specific; RNA polymerase II cis-regulatory region sequence-specific DNA binding. Lineage: Eukaryota; Metazoa; Chordata; Mammalia; Chiroptera; Phyllostomidae.